CACGAAGUCUCAGUUUCCUCCACUCUUCUGCUGAAGAACCUGUAGAGAGGAGCCCCGGAGAGGAGACUGCUAUGGGAUAUGAUGAGGCCACACAUGUCACCUCACUAGCCCUGCAAAAGGUUGCCAAGUAUAACUCAACAUCACAUGGAGAAGGUCGACAGUGGUACAGCUUCAUACACUGGAUAUUCCGGUAGUAGCGCUACCUUGAUGUUCCAAGGUUCAGUUGAAGCAGGCAUGGCUGCCGAGGGCCUUGUCUCCCACUGUUGACGGUCACAGUGCUGAGGCAUUUUUCUAGCUAAUCGUGGUGCUUGUUAUUGGGAGUGGGCUAGUAGAAGAUACUGGUCAUGCAAGUUCUGGUCGUGUUAGUGCUUCUCGAAGGUGCUGUCGAUGGGUACGACAUAGCCCGAAGUGAGGUUGGAUAAUGAUGACAGUCAGAGGAAGGAGAAGGAGAGCAUCGAGGGUUUGCGUCGAGAUUCGCUUUCCCGGGUCGGUGGUUGUGAGCGUCAAAAUUCAAGACGCUCGUCUUCGUUUCAAAGCUGACCGACCAAAUUGUUUCAACCUCUCUCUCGCAUACACCUCAGAAUCAUCUCCUCAUCUCGCUAUUGCCAUCAUGGACUCUAAGCAUCCAGAUCCUUCUCACCAACAACGAGUCGCUGCCUUCUUCGCGCGUGGCGAUCCUUUCAAAUUCCGAGAACCAAUCCAUACUCGAUCAUCUCAUCAACCUCAGCGCAUUCCCCUUAGAAUUCGCAGGAACCAGCAGCUUCCAAAUCUCAAAGUCACAGAAGAACUUGACAUCAAGACCCAACCUGUCCACGAGACAGUUCGCGACUUCAUCUGGCGCAUCUUCUUCUCCCGACCAACUCCAGUCUCCGCUGAACAAGAGCAAGAAUACUUCCAACUCAUCACCAUCAAACACCUCUACAACAUCGUCGUUGACAACAUGUCCGACCGACUCAUCACCCAAGCCAACUCAAGGCUCACCAAGACCAAUGUCGUUAAAUUACUGACCAAAGAGGAGGCCUGGUCCUCACUGGACCUCGAGACCAGACAAGAGCUUUACAGCAUGCUCCCCAGGUCCCUCAACGGCAAUGAGGUUGCCCACGAUCCCGAGGUCCACCCCCUCAAGACGGGCUUCGCCAAAUACAUCAAGCACUUCAUCUAUGAGUGGGAGCAGGACCUCGCCGCCGGCCGCAACACGGCCAAGUGGCAGAGAGAGGCCAAGCAGGCCACCGGAAACCGUGCCGCUGGGGUCUACGACGACCCGAAGGAAAAGGAGCGCGAGGAGUACUGGGGUCAGAAGUACGACCCAGAGCACUUCAAGGGCCACAGACCUGUCGCCGCUACCUCCAAUGACCCCGUCACCCCUGACGAGACCGCCGAGGAGGGCGACACUCCCACCGCCAUGGAGCAGUAAGGGGUGAUAGUUCAUGCAUUGCUACGAUGAUACGAUUAACGACGAGAUGGCUGGAGAUGGCUUUGUAAAACAGAAAUCCACGAGAAGAAUUUCUCCCCCA
Messenger RNA from Aureobasidium pullulans EXF-150, 1514 nucleotides. RefSeq lists its product as uncharacterized. The transcript has 3 exons. The record is from RefSeq and is a predicted model, not a curated record. Lineage: Eukaryota; Fungi; Ascomycota; Dothideomycetes; Dothideales; Saccotheciaceae. Bases 422 to 1414 code for a protein of 330 amino acids.